This is a messenger RNA of Meriones unguiculatus (Mongolian gerbil), 5895 nucleotides long. It is a transcript of the gene Ky, whose product is annotated as kyphoscoliosis peptidase. The transcript is spliced from 11 exons. Lineage: Eukaryota; Metazoa; Chordata; Mammalia; Rodentia; Muridae. The coding region runs from base 426 to 2411 and encodes 661 amino acids. The record is from RefSeq and is a predicted model, not a curated record.
CUGAUUUGGGAUUUCAGAAUCGGCCAGUGACUCCUCUCGGUAGACGGUGGCCCUAAGGCAGCACCCAGUCCAGCUGAAGGGAGAACUUUGCUGGAGCCGAGGACCUGCACUUCCUUUGCGCGGGGAGGGAGGGUCAGAAAGCCUUUUGAGUGUGGUCUAGGUGCAGCUCAGGGCCCGCCCGGGGAUUUCCUUUCAAAGGUGACUUAGAGGCACUUCAGGAGGGUAGCGCCCUCCCGGGCGGGUCCUAAUGGUAAAUUUGGCCGAGUCAGCGAAACUCGGUGCCUGGCGGACCUGGCGGCGGGGCAGCGCCCUCUCCCGCGCCCUCGCCCUCUCCCGCGCCAGGCCGCGGAGGCGCACGGGGCCAUUUGCAGCGCAGGCAGCCUCGGGAGCAGCCGCGGCGCACCGGCCGGGAGGGAGGCGGCACCAUGGAGCUGAAGCAGGACAGCAACGCCGUAGCCAUAGACAUGCUGCUCAUCGUGCACUCGGAGAAGAGGCGCGCGGCGCAAGCCACGCACUUGGACCCGCAGGCGGACCCGGGCGCGCUGCUGCAGAACCAAGGAGGAUUCCAAGGUGUCAGAAAUGGAAUCCGGAAGUGGCAAGAAUUGGAAGGAAACGACUUCCAGGGAAACUUGCCGGAGAAGCAGUGCCUUCAGCAGCCGCAGGUCAUCACUUCCUAUGACAACCAAGGUACUCAGCUAACUGUAGAAAUCCACCCCCAAGAUGCCAUGCCCCAGCUACUCAAGAAGCUCUCUUUGACUAAACGUUUACAAGGUGACAAAAAUGGAAACAUGAGACCCCGGCAGCCUGGAGGGAAAGAUGCCCAUGCCUACCCUUGGGACAAGUCCAGUUUGAAAUCCAUGCCCCUGGACCUGCGACACUUUGAGAAACUGGAUGCCUCUGCCUCACAGGUGACAGUCAAGAGUGGCCUGGAUGAGCUAGUGAGCGACUUGCUGGAGGAAGCCCACAGCGAUCUGGAAAAAGUCAGAGCCAUCUGGAUCUGGAUCUGCCACCACAUAGAGUACGAUGUUGAAGCUGCCCAGGAGAAGGACCGCCAGGCCUUCAAACCCACUCACAUCCUGAGGACCCAGAAGACCACCUGUGAUGGCUAUGCCGGCCUCUUUAAAAGAAUGUGCAGGAUUGCUGGAGUACAGUGUGUUACCGUGCCUGGCUACUCCAAGGGAAUUGGCUACCAGACUGGGCAAAGCUUCUCCGGGGAGUUCGACCAUGCCUGGAACGCUGUGUACCUCGAGGGCCGUUGGCACCUGCUAGACAGCACCUGGGGCAGUGGCCUGGUAGACACCAAAACCUCCAAAUUCACCUUUCUCUACAACGAAUUCUACUUCCUCACCCACCCUGCCCUGUUCAUCGAGGACCACUUUCCGGACAACAAAAACUGGCAACUGCUGAAGCCGCCUCAGUCUCUGAGGCAGUUCGAGAACAACAUGUACCACAAGAGUGAAUUCUACAACAAGGGCAUGCUGAGUGCUCACCCGGAGAUGUCCAUGAUCCGAACAGUGAACGGGAAAGCCACCGUCACCGUCGAGAGCCGCGCCCCAACGCUCUUCAUGUUCAUGCUCAACGGCAAGCAGGAGCACGGGCUCCUGAGCCUCCGGAAGAACGGGAUGAAGCUGGAGGUGUACCCCCCGACCAUGGGGACCCACAAGCUGCAGAUCUUCGCCAAGGGCACCUCCGAGAUCUACAGCUCGGUGCUGGAAUACACGCUCAAGUGCAACUACGUAGACUUCUCCGUCCGCCUGCCCACAGAGCUCCACCAGCCCGUGGGGCCCAGCUGGUUCUCCGAGCAGAUGGGCAUCAGGAAGCCCUCACACCUCGAUCCCGUCAUCCACACGAGUGACGGCCGCUGCUCCGUCAGCUUUGGGGUGGAGAAGGGCAUCAGCAUCCUGGCGUCCCUCCACGGGGACGACGGCCCCGUCACGGAGGAGACGCAGCGGCGAUACAUCUUCCAGGUGAACCGAGAGAAGAGGACAGAGCUGAAAGUCCAGCUGCCCCAGGCUGGCAAGUAUGCCCUUAAGAUCUACGCGAAGAAGAGGCAAGAGCAAGGCAACUUUGUCUUCGUCUUCAACUACCUCCUGUGCUGCGCCAACACCAAGGUGAACUGGCCCAUGUUCCCCGAGAUCUUCGGCACCUGGGGGCAGGACAAUGAGCUGCUGGAGCCUCUCUCGGGCGUGCUCCCCGCCAACCGCAACAUCCCCUUCAAGCUGAAGCUGCCCGGGAUCGCCAAAGCCCUGGUGAAAGGGCAGGACACGUGGCCCCUGACCCUUAACCCCGAGGGCUACUGGGAGGGCAGCUGCAACACAGCUGGCUGCCGAGAAGUCUACGUCAUGGUGCUAGAGAACGCAAACCACAACUUCUACUCGUACAUCCUGAAGUACAAAGUGAACGACCACUGAGGGGCCCGCAGACACACAGCCUCCCCGGGGCUGAGGUCAGCCCUGCCCAGGGAGGGCCCAAGCUGAGUGCAGAGAGCCUGGGAUAUCGCCGAUCUGCAUGAAAUCAUUUCUGGGCCUCUGCCUCAGUUUCCCUGCUCUGCCACGGGCAUUGAGGAGUUUGUGCUGCUGAAGGCUUCACUCAGUGCAGUUGUGGAUAAAGGGACAGAGGCAAAGGUCCCCUAGAAGGAAAAGGUGCUAUGUAAAUCCAAGGUAUUGUGGGGUGUGUACCUGUGCCUGUGCCUGUGCCUGCUUUUUUGUCAGUACUUUGUUGUAGUGCUGGGUGGGAAAGCAGAGAUGUUGCCCACGCUGAAAGCUUUCCACACAGUGCCCAGAGAGUUCCCCCUUCCUGCCCCGGUGAUGUCUGAGGCUGAGUCUAUCAGAGAGGUCAGCCCCCCCCCCCAAGCAACACAGUGUCUCUCCACGACUUCUGGCCCCCAGGAAUGUUGGGCCUGCCUGCCUCCCACAUUCCCAGCGCCUCUAUUAGCCACUUCAUGCUCUUCAAGAGCCUGCAAAGAGAGAGAUGUGGAAAAGAAGCUAGCUGGCCCUCAGCCAACGGGGGCCUGUCAUCUCCCGAUCCCUUGAGUCUCUGACAUGUGCCGGGGGCAGAAAAACAGCCAUGCACACACACGGAUGUCCCGAGUGGGGACCAGGGAUGGGCUGAUGUUUUUGGAAGUCCAGCGGCCCACACUUAAGGGUGAAGAUCCCCAAUUCUGUGUGCCUACCGGAAUUCAGCCCAGGGCCUAGGGAUGCCCUCCUAGCCUGAGCCUAGGCCCGUCAUCAGUUUUUCUCUGGGGCCUCAGAUGCCUAUACAGCCUGUCGGGAGCCUUUGGUGGGCUGAAGUCGAUGAGCAUGAUGGAGACCUGGGCCCUGGGCAGGCAGAGUCCCAGAGGAGCUGCAGCAGUACCAGAGACAAUAUAUGAUAACAAGAUUGUGCUGCUUCCGGGGUCCCGAACGAGCAAACCCAGGCUGAGGGGUCCACCGUCUGCCCCCUGAGAGAGUGUUUGUACCUGUCUCCCAGAAAAGCCCUAUCAUAGCCAUUUUCCCUCCUGUCUGUCUCUGAGUAGACAACUCCUGUCCCGAGUUCAGCCUUCUAUUGGGAACAGUUGAGAUCCUCUUACUUGCUCGGACCUGUCCUAAAAAGCCUCAGCUGCCUAGCUGGCCCUCAGCAGCACCUGAGGCUGGCGUUUCCAUGACAACGGCUGAGGGAAAAGCAGGUUUCAGCAGGCAGCAGGCAGGGAAGGCCUGAGGAAGGCCCCCAAGAGGCCACUGCAAUCGCAUCCCCGUGCUCGGAGGAGCUCCAGGAUGAUCCUCACCAAACUUCUAGGUUCUAGGACUCUGCUUACUGUGCCCACCUCGGGGCCCUGCUCCCUCACUUCUCUCUUAGGGCUGUCAUCAGAUUCAGUGGCAGCCUAGGAUAAUCACAGCCUCUGCAUUCAGCUCUUUCCUGGGUAAGAGCUCAUCAGACUCUCCUCGGGAAAGUGCUGGAUGCCGGGACUGUAUCGACGAACACAAAGGGCUCAGCCAUAGCCACCCACACCUCUGGGUGGGUGGACUGCCAAGUGGAGCCUGCCUGAAGACCUGGGAUCCCAGAACUUCAGCCCUUCAGCCCUUUCAGCCCCUUUUUCACAGGUCCCCACUGCCACCCACGCGGUAUCAAGUAACCACCCUUCACCAGGCUGGGAAGCCUCACUUGUGACUGGCAGGACUGGUAGGGGCUGAGCUGCCUUGACUUGCCUCCAGGGUCCUCUGGCCAUCUUGUCACUCCCUUCUGGAAAACGGACAAAAGCGGGGAGGGGAGGAGAUGGGGAAGGCACGCGAGCGUCACCGCUACAAAAAGGUGGGGUUUGCACAGCCUGGAAACAGCCUUUUUUUUUCUCUCACCCCUUUCAUUUUAUGAGCAGAAAGAAGUGUGCUAUGCCUUAACGAAAUAGUAAGUGCUUCUGCGAUGCCUGCCUCUGGCUAGACAGAGCCGGGACUGCCACCGCUAGCCCUGCAGGAUACAAUCCCAUAUUUUUCAAAACAGCAUAAUUAAUCCAUUCUGGAGCCUGCAGAGGAUGCCACCCAACAAAACAGGAGCUGUCCUCAGCACCGGAGACCGGGGCCGGGCCUCUAUCCCGGCUCCCCAGGUCACUCACACGCCCCGCCCUCCUCAUUUAACCAGGCAGCCCCUUUGUCAAGGCAGCUGUAGGUGCACUCGGGAAAACGCCUGCAUUUCUUUCCACGGAAGUAAAGAUACAUGAAACUAAAUCCAAUCCUCACGAAUUUUUGCACGCAUGCUGCUCAAGCUGGAAAUUUGGAGGUUGCGUUUUUGAAGGCUUUUUAUUCAAAUCCCCCUCUUUUGUCUCUCGGUCCACGCGUCCUAGUGGCCGAGCGAAUGGCACGAGCGCCCCCUGGUGGUUAGUGUGAGAAGUUGCCAACGCUGCCACACCACCCUCCCACCACCCCCAAGCUGGGUCCCAGCUUGCUAAAAACCACUAGUCUUGUCCCUCACGUGCGAGUUGUGCAGUCCUUGUCGUGGAUAUGCCGAGGUCAGCGUUGACAUGCAGACCGUGAGAAGAGCCUGGGGAGACUUCUUGGCCUGGCGUGGUGGUGAGAAGACACAGAAUGUGAUAAGGAGUGUUUUGCCCAGAAAUCCUUUCCUGAGACGGAAGUCCUGGACACAGGCCUGCCUGGCUGGGGUCGCUUUGAUCAGGCUCAUUGCUACGCCAAUGACAGACAGGCUGAAACUGAUCAAACUCAGCAUUUUGCCAGGCAGGCCCCAGGAAAAGUGCCAGGGUGCAGAAGGAUGGGGCGUGGUGGGGCAAAAGGGUGCAAUUAAAACUCUUUUCAGCUUGCUUCAAAAGUGCCACCAGCUCAGCUGGACCGAUUGCGGAAUACUUUGAGUUCUCCAUAUGUUACAUUGUCUCACCAGGACGGACUCCUCACGGCCCACUGAGAUUAAAGAGACGUAAAUAGAUUAAGUGAAGCAUGAAGGAUUUCAGCUAGAUAUAAAGAACCAUUUCCUGUUGCGAAGCAGGAGGAGCACGUUGCCAAAAAAAAAAAAAAAAAAAAAAGUCUGCGGAAUUCUCAGAGGACUUGAAAAGGAGAAGAGUUACCCCAGCUCUCUGGCGUUUUUCUUUGCCAUGCUUAGUGAGGUUGGUCGGGUUCUCUCUCCACUGCUUCUUGAGGUGUACUGGUCGGCCCGCAGUAAACGGGGGGGGGGGGCUAACGGUGUGACUACAGAGCUCAUUAUCAGACUUCAAAGGUGGUUUACCUGAGGUCUGUCCUUUCUUUUCACCGGGAGUGAGUAAAGCUGCAGAGGUGACUAUUUCUCCUGACGUGUGUGCCAGAUUGUGUGAGCCGCUGGCUGUGGAAGACGCCGGCUUCUUCACAUUGUUGCUGGGGUUGUUUUUCAAUAAAAUUUAUAUUCAUUUUUAUCCAACAAUGUAAUUAUCGAUCUAUCCUU